AUGUUAAAGGGCAUGGAAGAUAAUGGACCAAGUUUUGAGACACCAGGAAUUUUUUAUGAGAUGGUUUGGAGUAGUCGGACACCAGAGGUCACAAACAUCAGCAAACACCCAAACAAGUUUCUCCCCACCCUUUUAAAGGCCACAGAAGAUGAUGGACCAAGUCUUGAGACACCAGGAAUUUUUUAUGAGGUGGUGGGCUUGGUGUAUCUGGAGGCCACAGAAGAUGAUGGACCAAGUCUUGAGACACCAGGAAUUUUUUAUGAGGUGGUGGGCUUGGUGCACCUGGUGGUCAGGGGUGGUUGGACACCAGAGGUCAUAAACAUCAGCAAAUACUCAAACAACUCUCUCCCCACCAUUUUAAAGGUCACAGAAGAUGAUAGGAUUAGUUUUGGAUUGCCAAUAAUUUUUUGUGAUGCUAUAUUUGGUAGCAAGACAUGGUCGGCAGUAAAAUGA
Suillus plorans is the source of this 453-nucleotide messenger RNA. RefSeq lists its product as uncharacterized. Bases 1 to 453 code for a protein of 150 amino acids. The transcript is spliced from 4 exons. NCBI's taxonomy places the organism in Eukaryota, Fungi, Basidiomycota, Agaricomycetes, Boletales, Suillaceae. The record is from RefSeq and is a predicted model, not a curated record.